This is a messenger RNA of Monopterus albus (swamp eel), 693 nucleotides long. It is a transcript of the gene lonp1, whose product is annotated as lon peptidase 1, mitochondrial. The coding region runs from base 1 to 693 and encodes 230 amino acids. Gene Ontology annotation, molecular function: ATP binding; ATP-dependent peptidase activity; single-stranded DNA binding. The transcript is spliced from 6 exons. Lineage: Eukaryota; Metazoa; Chordata; Actinopteri; Synbranchiformes; Synbranchidae. Gene Ontology annotation, biological process: protein quality control for misfolded or incompletely synthesized proteins; protein catabolic process; chaperone-mediated protein complex assembly. The record is from RefSeq and is a predicted model, not a curated record. Gene Ontology annotation, cellular component: mitochondrial matrix.
AUGACCAUCUGUCAGGGGGCUCGUCGCGUACUAGACUACUCUGUGGAUUUCCGGGUUCUGGCUACGGAGGCCGGCUGGGCAGACGGCCCGUUACGUGCUGUUUUCUGGCACGGGCUUAACAAAAACAUCAAGGCGGAACUCAACACACGUGAUGAGCCCUCUAGAGACGAUAUUUUAGAAGCAGACCUGAGUCCAGGUGUUGGACCUCUUCCCUCCUCCAGCAUCCUGAUGGUCGAAGUGGACAAUGUUCAACAUGAACAGUUCACUGUCACAGAGGAGGUCAAGGCACUGACGGCAGAGAUAGUGAAGACAAUCAGGGACAUCAUUGCACUGAACCCUCUCUACAGGGAGUCUGUCCUUCAGAUGAUGCAAGCUGGUCAGAGAGUGGUUGAUAAUCCUAUCUACCUCAGCGACAUGGGAGCGGCUCUGACAGGAGCAGAGUCACAUGAACUACAGGAUGUCCUGGAGGAGAUCAACAUCCCAAAGCGUCUCUACAAGGCUCUGUCUCUACUGAAGAAGGAGUACGAGCUGAGUAAACUUCAGCAGCGGCUGGGCCGAGAGGUGGAAGAGAAGAUCAAGCAGACUCACAGAAAGUACCUGCUACAAGAGCAACUCAAGAUCAUUAAGAAGGUAGAAUCGACUGUGUCAUCUGUCUGCCGCUGUAUCUGUCCGCACAAACAUUCCACCUCUUAA